CCCAGCGAGUGGUCUAUGCUCCUGAAGCCCUGGCGCUCUUGGCCCAGCUCCUUCUACCGCCGCUUCGACCUGGAAAAUGGGUUCGCGAGCUGCAGAGGCCCCUUGGACCCUCAAUCUGGCCGCGUCCUCCAGCCCCCUGGCCAGCAAGGCCAGCGGCGCGAGUCCUUCCUGUACCGCUCCGACAGUGACCAUGAGCCUUCAUCUAAGGCUGUGUCCCGGAACUCCUCGGUGGCCAGUGAUCUACAUGGAGAAGACAUGAUUGUCACGCCCUUCGCCCAGGUUCUGGCCAGUCUCAGAACGGUCCGCAGCAACGUGGCCACCCUUGCCCCUAACCCAGGCAGCGCCACCAGGCAGCCGCUCUUGGGGACCCCUCCGCGUAGCAGCCAGCUGGCCGCCCCCACAGAGGACGCUGGGCUGCAGCUGGCGCAGGAGACGCUGGAGGAACUGGACUGGUGCCUGGAGCAGUUGGAGACACUGCAGACGCGGCGCUCGGUGGGAGAGAUGGCGUCCAACAAGUUCAAGCGCAUGCUCAACCGCGAGUUGACCCAUCUGUCGGAAACCAGCCGCUCAGGGAACCAGGUGUCGGAGUACAUCUCCCAGACCUUCCUGGACCAGCCGGCGGAGGUGGAGCUUCCCAGGCUGCCCACCGAGGACACGCGGCCCAUGUCCCGGAUCAGCGCCCUGCGCGGGCCCUGCCCCGCCAGCCUCCCCACAACUGCCGUCCCCCGCUUCGGGGUCCAGACAGACCAGGAGGCGCAGCUGGCUAAGGAACUUGAAGACACCAACAAGUGGGGACUUGAUGUGUUCAAAGUGGCUGAGCUGAGCGGGAACCGGCCGCUCACAGCCGUCAUGUUCAGCGUCUUCCAGGAACGGGACCUGCUCAAGACGUUCCAGAUUCCGGCGGACACGCUGCUGACGUUCCUGCUCACGCUGGAGGCUCACUACCACGCUGACGUGGCGUACCACAACAGUGUGCAUGCCGCGGACGUGGCCCAGUCCGUGCACGUGUUGCUGGGCACCCCUGCCCUGGAGGCUGUGUUCACAGAUCUGGAAGUCUUGGCGGCUAUCUUUGCAUGCGCUAUCCACGACGUGGACCACCCGGGCGUCUCCAAUCAGUUUCUCAUCAACACCAACUCGGAGCUGGCGCUGAUGUACAAUGACAUGUCGGUGUUGGAGAACCAUCACCUGGCGGUGGGCUUCAAGCUCUUGCAGGCAGAAAACUGCGACAUCUUCCGGAACCUCAGCGCCAAGCAGAGACUGAGUCUGCGCAGGAUGGUCAUAGACAUGGUGCUGGCCACAGACAUGUCUAAGCACAUGGGCCUCCUAGCCGAGCUCAAGACCACGGUGGAGAUGAAGAAGGUGACCAGCCUCGGGGUCCUGCUCCUGGACAACUACUCCGACCGCAUCCAGGUCCUACAGAGCCUGGUGCACUGCGCUGACCUCAGCAACCCCACCAAACCGCUGCCGCUCUACCGCCAGUGGACUGACCGCAUCAUGGCCGAGUUUUUCCAGCAGGGUGACCGUGAACGCGAGUUGGGCCUGGACAUCAGCCCCAUGUGUGACAAGCACACUGCCUCUGUGGAGAAGUCCCAGGUGGGAUUCAUUGACUACAUCGCCCAUCCGCUGUGGGAAACAUGGGCUGACCUGGUGCACCCCGAUGCUCAGGAGCUGUUGGAUACUUUGGAAGACAACAGAGAGUGGUAUCAGAGUCGGAUACCAUGCAGCCCCGCCCACACCACGGGCCAAGAGCGCUGUGGUCCUGACAGGUUCCAGUUUGAGUUCACGCUGGAGGAGGCUGAGGAGGAGGAGGAAGGACUGGAUCAGCACUGAGCAUCCAGUCCUCAGAGUCACCCAGCACUUAGCUUCUGUCCUCCAAGACCAGCCCAGAGCACAGGGUAGACCUGACAAGAUUUUGGACUAGCCUAGCAUGGACCAUGAAGUCACAGUCACGCCCUUUGGGCGCCUAUGGAUGCUGGUGACUUCUGAAGUGAUUUCUGGCCGUGUCAGCUUCUCUUUUCACCUGUCAAAGUGCACAGCCGAAAUUUACACAUAGACAAAUCUUGGGUUCCAUUUGGAAGUCUGCGGCUGGGGUCCACUCUGACCUCAGGCUUGGCUGGAAUGGGAUUGGCAUCUGGGUGGCGCCUCCUCUUGCCUGUCUGUCCUGCUUCGCCCCUUCUGUCGGCUUCGGUCAGCUUCGGUCAGCUAGGGCUGGGGCUCUCUGUGGUUUCCGUUUGCUUGUUUAGCUUCUUUUCGACGCUGAAGAUGGAAACCUGGGGUCCCACGUGCUCUGUGAGCAGAGUGGCCCCAGCCCCAACAUCACUAUUUGCGUCUUUUGAUGUCAAUAGGUGUCCGGCCUCCAACCGUCCAAUCACAGACCUUUACUGAGUCCCCCAGGAAGAAUCCCUUUUGUAAAUAGAGACAGGGAGCAGCCCCCACUGAAGUCUAGUGUCUUCUGACGCCAGAGACUGUGAAAGACUCUUCAUGGCUACUGAGAGGCAGGUGGCCCUCUGAGAAGACCCCGCAGGCCUCCGACUCCCUAUGGUUUGUUCACACAGCCAUUGAUACAGCUGGUAGGGGUCCUCCCUGUAGUAACCUGGGGAUAGGGAGCGCCAAAGGGAUCAAACCAGUGUGGAGGGUCUCAGCAUACUCAACUGUGGGUCCCCAGAGUCAGGAGGAGGAGGGGGAGGGUGCUAUGCGAGUACAAGAGGGCUGGGGGCGUGGCUCAGGGGUGGAGCCCCUGCCUAGAAUCCUCCAGUCAGGGGCUGGGGCGUGGCUCUGGCUUAGUACAGCUUUAGCACGUGAGAAGACCAUAGUUUCAUUUCCAACACCGUAAAAAUAGAAUAGACCUUGUCAGGGCCAUUCACUUGUAGGGAAACUGAGUCACAAGCCACCCCUCAUGCCUUCUCAAAGCUUCCAUGCACAGAAUGGGCACUGAACGCGGGCGUCUUCUGGGUACUGUAUGACUCCCAUGUGACUGCUUUCCUGUUUACCGGUUAUUUUCUGGCUUUUAAGGGCGCCUGCUGCCUGUUCUGACGUCCAGCUCUAUGAGCAGAGGACACCGAAGUGACUUUUUUGCCUCUACCUCCCAAGUGCUUGGCUGGGGUAACAGGCAUGCGUCACAGGGCCUUCCCCCUUCCCUGUUCCCUCUGGGAAGGGCCAGGGUGGCAGGGCAGCCCAGGGUGGCAGGGCAGCCCAGGGUAGCAGGCGACUUCCUCUGUAGACAUCAUGGUUCCAGCUCUUUGUCCCCGGGGGGUACAGAAAGCCCUCUGGGGUCACACAUGGAAGGCUUCCCUCCUCCAGAUGUUUUAGGGGCUACCCUUAGAGAUUUCCUGUUAAACAAAGUAGUACGUGUUCUCUGAGGGAGAAUUUGGAAAUCACACAAAAGUAUAAAAAAAUAAAUUAUUGGGUCAGCAAGAAGGUUCAGCAAGCCAAGGCAUUUGCUCCCAAGUCCCACAACGUGAGCUCAGUCCCCAGGACUCUGUGAUGAAAGAGAGAACCAGCUUUCACAGGGUGUCCUCUGACCCCCCAGCUUCCGCAGGGUGUCCUCUGACACCGCCCCUCGUGUCCCACACAAAUAAAUGAAUGUAACUUAACAGAUGUGACAACCUGGGUGGUGGUGGCGCACGCCUUUAAUCCCAGCUCUCAGGUGGCAGAGACAGACAGAUUUCUGAGUUAGAGGCCAGCCUGGUCUACAGAGUGAGCUCCAGGACAGCCAGGACUACACAGAGAAACCCUGUCUUCAAAAACAAAAAAAAUACGCUGUUUCCCUCUGCCUGUCCUUUCAUUUUCCAUUUCACACACAUACUCACACACGCACACUCACUCACACACACUCACAUACUCACACACACAUACACAAGCACACUCACACACACGCACACACACGCACACAUACUCACACACGCACACUCACACACACAUACACGCGUGUACGUGUUUUUGAGGCAGGCUCUCUGUAGCCCUGGGCUGUCCUGGAGCUCACUUUGUAAGAUCUGCCUCCCAAGUGCGGCCGGCAUUAACGGUUUCUGCCACCAUGCCUGGCUGUUUUCAAUGUCUUGAUAUCAUGAGACAGUCUCACUUCAGCAGUCCAGGAUGAUCGGUUUCUGCCACCAUGCCUGGCUGUUUUCAAUGUCUUGAUAUCAUGAGACAGUCUCACUUUAGCGGUCCAGGAUGAUGAACUCACGAUCCUCCUCAGCCAAAUUGUGUCAUCUUGCCACCAAGUGAGCUACAAGCGCUCUAGUCCCUGAGCCUCCACCCCAUCUUUAUUUUGAAAUAAAAGGCAGUAAAGGCAGCUCCUCCCCAGAGUUCAUCUCUUGGGAAUAAAUCCAAGUCUGCCUAAGGGGCGCCCCAAGCUUCUCCCUGCACCCUCUGUCCUCAAACCCGUGCCUAGUCCCCACCCUAACCCCCGUUAUGGUCAUUUUGUGUCUGUGGUUCUGCAUCCCUCUGCUGCCUUGUGAGGGUGGGGAAGCAGAGAUAAACAAGCUGCUCACGUGGCCCCAGAGCGGGCAGAGCUUCGCAGGCUCCUUGCGGGGGUGACUGAGCAUCCAGGCGACUAGUUAUUCUGGUCCCUCGGCGCCUCCGCAGCUGGCGGCGCAGUCUAAACAGGGCCAGACCGCGUCCCCAGUUCUGCUUCCUGCGUGAUGAAGACGAUGCGGACCCUCCAGGGCCGAACGCGGAGGGACAACAAGGCACCCAGCCUGGGUCCCCUGCUCUCGCCCCAGAUUCCCACCUUGGCCGGAAGAUUUGCAGGCAUGCGUUGUGUUGCAUCAUAGUCCGGAAGUCUGCAUUUCUGCUCCCAGCUUCCCAGUACAAGGAUCGCCUGAACCCCAGUGACCACACCGUGAAGGGUGUGGGGUGGCCAGUGUGAAGUGUUCACACCAUGAAAGACUUAGGCUGGCCUCUCUGAACUGUCUUUGCUUCCUGGGUCUUCUAUUGCAAUUUUGGGACUCGGGGUCAGGACCCUUCUGAACCCUAAAUGCGCAGGGAAGCAAGGGGUUCUCAGGGGACCCAUCAGUCCCUUUUUUCCUUUGUGCAGAAUCUGACUUUCUUAUUUCGUUGAGACAGCCCAAACUGUUUACUGUAGCCCAAACUGGCCUCAAGACACUGUGUAGCUGAGGGUGACCUUGAACGUCUGUUCCUCUCCCCUCUGCCAGGUGUGAGAAGACAGUGAGACAUCACCCCGUUAUACUGUGCUUGGGAUCAAACCCAGAGCUUUGUGCUGCUAUGCAGGCUCCCCACCAAACUGAGAAAUAUCCUAGGCCCAUUAAAAAAGAGACUUAUGCUGGGCAGUGGUGGCGCCUGCCUUUAGUUCUCGCUUUCGGGAGCCAGAAACAGAUCUCUUUGAGUUUGAGGCCAGCCUGGUCUACAAAGAGAGUCCCAGAACAGCUAAGGCUGGGUCCCCUGCUCUCUAUGUAUAGAGAAACCUGUCUUGAAAAUACAGAGAGAGAGAGAGAGAGAGAGAGAGAGAGAGAGAGAGAGAGAGAGAGAGAGAGAGAGAGAGAGAGGAGAGAGGAGAGAGGCUGGGGGGAGGAGAGAAUAUUUAUGUGUGUGUAAGGGCGUUUUGCUUGCUUGUAUAUGUGUGCGCACACAAGCAUGCCUGGAGCCAUCUCUCCAUCUCCCGCCAGCCCAUUACUUUUUUAAUCUAGAAAGGAUCAUAUUGUAGACCAGGUUCUCCUUUGUGAAGAGUGUUAUCACUUCCUUCACCCAGCGCAUUGGUAAAACUUCGGGGUUCCAGGGCGUAGCCACCCCGGGCCCUCAAACCCUGGUGACGGUGCAGCGUGGUCACAUGAUCUAUGUAUGACGCAGAUACGGCAGCCCCUGUUCACAUGCGCUUGGCAGCCUUUAAAAGCUGGACACACCUGCUUCGUUCUCUUUCUGCACACACGCCCUCAGGCCUACGCACGUGUCUCCCUCUCUUAAUAAACUCUUCA
Chionomys nivalis (European snow vole) is the source of this 5930-nucleotide messenger RNA. It is a transcript of the gene Pde4c, whose product is annotated as phosphodiesterase 4C. The transcript has 15 exons. Gene Ontology annotation, biological process: signal transduction. Bases 16 to 1830 code for a protein of 604 amino acids. Gene Ontology annotation, molecular function: 3',5'-cyclic-AMP phosphodiesterase activity. Gene Ontology annotation, cellular component: nucleus; perinuclear region of cytoplasm; cytosol. The record is from RefSeq and is a predicted model, not a curated record. NCBI's taxonomy places the organism in Eukaryota, Metazoa, Chordata, Mammalia, Rodentia, Cricetidae.